Messenger RNA from Zea mays, 2172 nucleotides. RefSeq names its product cysteine-rich receptor-like protein kinase 6. Gene Ontology annotation, biological process: protein phosphorylation. Bases 10 to 1983 code for a protein of 657 amino acids. The record is from RefSeq and is a predicted model, not a curated record. The transcript is spliced from 7 exons. Gene Ontology annotation, molecular function: ATP binding; protein kinase activity. Lineage: Eukaryota; Viridiplantae; Streptophyta; Magnoliopsida; Poales; Poaceae.
GCUUGCACAAUGGCGAACCAUCUGGUGCCCUGCGCCGCCAUUGUCGCAGCGGUUGUGCUGCUCAUGCCCUGCGCCACCGGUUAUCCAUGGCCCUUUUGCCACGACAGCGACAAUUUCAAGGCCAACAGCUCCUACCAGGCCCAUCUCGACUUCGUCGCCGCCACCCUGCCCAUGAACGCAUCCGCGUCCCCGGACCUCUUCGCUACCGCCGUCGUCGGAACCGUCCCGGAGCAGCUCUGGGCUGUGGGGCUCUGCCGUGGCGACGUCAAUGCCACGGCCUGCUUCAACUGCCUCACCCAGGCCUUCCGAGACCUACAGAACGACUGCUCGUACGACAAGGGCGCGACCAUCUACUACGACCCCUGCAUGCUCCACUACUCAGACAACCAACAGCUCCUCGCCGACGACGAGUCCGAUCUCCCCUACUUCAUCAGCUACAACGGAAACGUCACCUCGGACCAAGCCCGGUUCAACGGACUCGUGGCAGAGCUCGUGAACGCCACCGCCGAGCACGCCGCGUACAACUCCACGCGGCGGUUCGCCACCGGCGAGAGCAGAGCCGGCUUCGAGCCAAAGGUGUACAGUCUAGCGCAGUGCACGCCGGACCUGACGGCUGCGCGGUGCCGGACGUGCCUUGAGGCGAUCAUAUCGCAGUCGCUGGACGGGUUCCAGAACCUCGUCGGAGGUCGGGCGCUCUGGAUCAACUGCACCUACCGGUACGAGACGGCGCCCUUCUUCGACGGACCGGCGAUGGUGCAGAUAGCACCACCGCCGAGCUCUGGAGCGCCAGCGCCAGCGCCCACAGUGGCGCCGUCUAUGCAACCGACUUCUGGGACGCCAGCGGCGGUGGCCGGCGGAGGCGGGAGGAAGUACAGUCGUCUGCCGAGCGUGGUUGUCGCAGCCGUGCUGGCUGCAGUAACGGCCUUGAACCUUGCAGCUUGCCUCUGCUUCUGGAGGCGGCGCCGGCGAACAGCAGAGGAGAAGCAGACAUAUCCCAUGUACUCCACCGUAGCAGAGGACACGGACAUGGUGGACUCCAUGAUGAUGGACGCCUCUAUCCUGCGGGCCGCCACCGGGGAUUUCGACGAGAGCAACAAGCUCGGCGAAGGCGGUUUCGGCGCUGUGUACAAGGGCGUCCUCCCGGACGGCGGCGAGGUAGCCGUGAAGCGGCUAUCGCAGGGCUCGAGUCGGGGAGUCGAGGAGCUGAAGAACGAGCUCGCGCUGGUGGCCAAGCUGAGGCACAAGAACGUCGUCACUCUCGUCGGCAUCUGCUUGGAGCAGCAGGAGCGCCUGCUUGUCUACGAGUUCGUCGCCAACCGGAGCCUAAACCUCAUCAUUUUCGACGCGGAGAAACGCGAGCGGCUGGACUGGAGGCACAGGCACCAGAUCAUCAACGGCAUAGCUCGUGGCUUGCAGUACCUCCACGAAGACUCCCAGCUCAAGGUAGUGCACCGUGACCUCAACCCCAGCAACAUCCUGCUGGACGCAAACAUGGACCCCAAGAUCUCGGGCUUCGGCCUGGCGAGGAUCGUCGGGCGGGACCAGCAGACGCAGGCCGUCGUCUCGCAAGGCGUCGUCGGCACCUAUGGAUACAUGGCGCCGGAGUACGCGCUGCGGGGGAACUACUCCGUCAAAUCCGACGCUUUUAGCUUCGGCGUCACGGUGCUGGAGAUCAUCUCGGGGAGGAAGAACAGCGCGAUCUACAACGGUGGAAAGCCUGACGAUCUCCUCGACACUGUAUGGCAGCACUGGGAGGCUGGGACGGUGGUGGAGACGGUGGACCCGUGCAUGGACGGCGGCUUCCCUGAAGGCGACGUGCUGAGAUGCAUCCACGUAGCGCUCCUGUGCGUGCAGGGAGACCCGGCGGCCCGGCCGGCCAUGUCGUCGGUUGUGAUGAUGCUCGGUGGCGAUACUAUCACUCUCCAAGCACCGUCCAAGCCGAUGAUCUUUGAAUAUUACCAGGAGUCUCCAGAGAAUGAGUAAAUUCAUAUCACCAGUGUACACUGAUGAAAACUUGCAGAUUGGCCGGUUCUCAGCAACUAGAACGUAGACACCUAGGUGGUGGGCUGAAUCUCAAGAUAAAUCUUAUAUUUCUGUGUGCUUGAUUUUCCUUGGUUUAUUCUUAUUUAUCUUUUGAAUUUAUUGCAAGCAUUGACCUUUUUUUUGGGUUGA